Messenger RNA from Exserohilum turcica Et28A, 2056 nucleotides. RefSeq lists its product as uncharacterized. The record is from RefSeq and is a predicted model, not a curated record. Gene Ontology annotation, biological process: ammonium transmembrane transport. The coding region runs from base 318 to 1883 and encodes 521 amino acids. NCBI's taxonomy places the organism in Eukaryota, Fungi, Ascomycota, Dothideomycetes, Pleosporales, Pleosporaceae. Gene Ontology annotation, cellular component: plasma membrane. Gene Ontology annotation, molecular function: ammonium channel activity. The transcript has 4 exons.
AACAAGCUCUGGAUCCGUCGCGAACCCCACGGCGGGCGCGCGCCUGUGCAUCAGGUCCCUUCGUCCAUUUCGCCUCGAGUCCUGGCCCGUGGACCAGGAUAGAUAAGACCAGUACAGUCAGCCCUCACCCAUAAAGGCCCCGGCGCAACCAUUGCAAUCUGCACCAGGCCUUCCAAUUUCUACCUGGCGCCUUUGGGUGCACAUACAGUAUAUUAUUACCGCCUCGCCUCCACCUCGUCCGCCUCUUCUGCCCUCCGUCCACCAGGCCCCGUACCCGCCCUCGCCCCUUCCACGGCCCCCCAGCUCCCAUCGCCACCAUGUCGUACGCAUGGAUCGGCGCUCCCACGCCCUUCAAUGGCACCAACUCGGUCACUGGCGGUGAUUCUGUCAACGAGAACCUGAACCAAUGGUACCAGCCAGGCGACCAGGCCUACAUCCUCGUGGCUUCGGCCAUGGUGUUGAUCAUGGUUCCUGGCCUGGCCUUCCUCUACUCCGGUCUGGCUCGCAGAAAGUCGGCCCUCUCGCUCAUCUGGGCCUGCAUGUUCUCGUGCUCCGUCAUAACCUUCCAAUGGUACUUUUGGGGCUACUCGCUCGCCUUUGGUCCCUCCAAGAAUGGCUUCAUCGGCAACCUCGACAGGUUUGGUCUCAAGGGUGUGCUUGGCGCUCCCAGCCAGGGCAGCCCUCUGAUUCCUGAGCUGCUGUACUCCUUCUACCAGUUGCAAUUCUGCGCCGUUACAGCCGCCAUUGUCGUCGGCUGCGUCGCCGAGCGCGGUCGCUUGAUCCCCAUGAUGGUCUUCAUCUGGCUGUGGGCCACAAUCGUCUACUGCCCCGUCGCAUACUGGGCCUGGAACGCAAACGGCUGGUUCUUCAAGUGGGGUGGUCUGGACUAUGCUGGUGGCGGUCCUGUCGAAAUCGUGUCCGGUUGCAGUGCCUUGGCCUACUCGAUGAUUCUUGGACGUCGCCAGGAGAAGAUGAUGCUCAACUUCCGCCCUCACAACGUCUCUUUGAUCACCCUCGGAACCGUCUUCCUGUGGUUUGGCUGGUUGGGCUUCAACGGUGGCUCCGCUUUCGGUGCCAACCUUCGCGCCGUCAUGGCCUGCUGGAACAGCAACCUGACUGCCAUGUUCGCCGCCAUGACCUGGGUUAUUCUUGAUUGGCGUCUGGCUCGCAAGUGGUCCAUGGUUGGCUGGUGCUCAGGUACCAUCUCCGGACUCGUUGCUGCCACUCCCGCCUCUGGUUUCAUCCCUCCAUGGGCAAGCGUUUGCCUCGGCAUCACCACUGGUAUUGUUGCCAACUUUGCCACCAAGAUCAAGUUCUGGAUCAAGAUCGACGAUUCCCUCGAUGUCUUCGCCGAGCACGGUGUCGCUGGAAUGUGGGGUCUUUUCUUCAACGGCAUCUUUGGUGCCAGGUACAUUAUUGGUCUCGACGGUGUCAACAACGCAUUGUCGGCUGGUGCCAUCACCGGUACUGGGGCCACCGUCUACAAGCAAAUCGUCUACAUUCUCGCCUGUACCGGCUACUCGUUUGUCGUCAGCGCCCUCCUCGCUUUUGUCAUCGACAAGAUCCCCGGCCUCAAGCUUCGUGCUUCCGAGGAGGCUGAGCUCCUUGGUAUGGAUGACGACCAACUCGGCGAGUUUGCCUACGACUACGUCGAGGUCCGCCGUGACUACCUUGCGUGGACCCCUGCCAAGGGUGACCCCCUCAACAGCGAGCACUCGGUACCCCAAGGUGACCGCCACGGCAUCCCUCAGCACAGCCAGAUGCUCGAGGGCAAGGCUCCUUCAGAAAACUCGAGCCACGACCACGACCACACGGGCAUCGGCGGUGACAGGCAUGCUGUUGCCAUGGGUCCCGAGCAUCAGGAAAAGCAGGUUCACACCUAAGCUUUUGUCCUUUUCAGUGUUUUGAAUUUGCUCCUUGCGAUGUUUUGAGUCAAACUGUUCGAGAUACCACCAGCGCUCUCGUCCUUGGGCUGAGCCUUUUUUUCAUAUAUACUUCUUAGAUAUGUGCAAGCACCUUUCCGAUUUAUAAAAGUGUACUAUACAUGGUAUUUCAC